This is a messenger RNA of Aedes aegypti (yellow fever mosquito), 2182 nucleotides long. RefSeq lists its product as uncharacterized. Gene Ontology annotation, biological process: arachidonate secretion; phospholipid metabolic process. The transcript has 6 exons. The record is from RefSeq and is a predicted model, not a curated record. NCBI's taxonomy places the organism in Eukaryota, Metazoa, Arthropoda, Insecta, Diptera, Culicidae. The coding region runs from base 354 to 1334 and encodes 326 amino acids.
UCCGUCAGUCAGUCGAUUGCAAGCUUUUGUGCGGGAAACAACGCAACGCGUCGGUGCCCACGUUGUCGUCGGUUCGAUAUAUUUUGAACGAAAAUAAAGUGCAACAUUUUCAGGUUCGUCAAAAAAAAAAAAAAACGGUCGGGAAUCAAAUCGCGAACAAAAGUCGCGGGUUACACCACCGGAAAGGUCAAUUUAUGGGAGAAGCCGGCCGCGAGCAAUUCCAGAUCGAGCAAAAGGGUUCGCAAAGCACGUGCCAGUCUUGACGGCGGAAACGGUCGAGAAGAAGCGCCCGGAAGAGAAGAAGAAAGUCGUCACCUGAGAAGCCGGAAGAACUGUUACUGGCGACGUUCGUCAUGAAUAUGCUGCGGUGGGGUACUUCCAAGAAUUUGACCCGCUUUCUGCUGAUCCUGCUGAGUGGGGUGCUGACGCUGCUCACGACGGCCAAAGCGAAACCGACGCUCAGCUUCGAACUGUCGAAGAUUCCGGGCUUUACGCAGAUCGUAGAACGGAGGCUGCAGGAUGCGAUGAAGAGUUACAGUCAACGACGCCUUGAUACAGCGUCUUUGCGGAUGGUCUAUUUCCACGAUCAGACAGUGGCCGUCGUCGAGCUGGGACCGGAGAAGAAACUGAUCGGAUGCGAGCUGAUUGAAAUCUACAAAGACUCCGAAGGCCACGAACUGCUGCGGAAUCUUUCCUCCGUCAACCGACCGUUGGAGAUUUCGUUCCGGGACAUGAUCAAACUGAUGGACCAGUGCGAACAGGUGGACCGGAUCAACGCCAAGAACAAUCAACGCGCUACUUCGUCACCUCCGCAGUCCAAGACGCUGGACAACGUCGGCUACCGGUUGAAUGACGAUGCCGACGAUGAUGGCGACUCGGUGGAUGCCACCACUAGCAGCUCGAUCAGCAUAUUCCAACUGCUGACCAAUGGCGGUGGCACGGGCCAGGGCAUCAGCAAGCGAGGAAUCUUCAACACGAGUCCGUUCUCGCUGUUCAGCGGUAUCAUACCGGGGACGAAGUGGUGCGGAACUGGGGACAUUGCCGACACCUACCACGACCUGGGCGAAGACGCCACCAUGGAUCGGUGCUGCCGGACGCACGAUCUCUGCCCGAUGAAGGUCCGAGCGUACCAGAAGCGGUACAAUCUCAGCAAUAAUUCUAUCUACACGAAAUCUCACUGCAAGUGUGACGAUAUGCUGUUCGAAUGUCUCAAGAAGACCAACACCUCGGCGGCACAGGUCAUGGGUUCCAUUUACUUCAACCUGGUGCAGGUGCCCUGCGUUGAGGAGACUCCCAAGGGAAUGAAUUUCCGGAAGGCGCGCGAAGGCUUCUGAUUCCGAGGGUGGAAGCAAACCAAAACUCAAGUGCCUACUAGAUGGACAGGGUUGGCAACCCUGUCUUCGUCCGAACAAAUGUUAAAAUAUCUAAUUUAAAUUGUCGAAAGGAACAAUGAGCAAGCGCCGUUGUGAUUUAUGUGAUCGUUUAGGAAAUCUCUUUCUUACUCUUAGUAGUUGUAGUAGUACGAAACACGAGUCUCUUUAUACAUAUAUACGUAAGUAGUGGGUGGAAUGCGCAGGAUCCAUCCGGACAAGGUGGAAAUUGUUUCCGUUUUGGAAAGUUUCGCCCCCCGCUGUAGACGACCAUGUCCAACAAAUCGGAAAACUGUUCGAUGUUCGAUUCAAACCUCACGCACGUUUCUCAAGCCGGUUCAGCUUGAAGCGAAUUGAGAUUUUUUACUAACUUUAGCUAUACCUAACAGUACACACGUACCACACCUCGCAUGUGUGCAAUCGAAAUCGAUGAAUGGAAACUUUAUCCCACGCGAACCACGUGGUCAAUCUCACGGUGAGAUAGAGAUCACCUCUUUUCAUUGAACAACAUAAGUAUAAAUUGUUGAAUCGAAAACAUAACCGGCGGUCUGAGAUGAGGAGGGGAAUAAUGUUCUCACCCGUUGGGAAACGGUGUCUCGUUGGACACUUGAACAAGACAGCGAACUCGAAAGUAGUAUUAGUCAUUGUUUUGUUUUUCUUUUUUUCUGCUAGGGAAACAAAAAGCGCCAGCCAUUUGAUUGGUGCAGCAAUAAAUCAGACAUGUAGGGGUACGUAAAGCAAACUACUCAUGGUUGUAAAACGUCUAGUGUUAAGUUUAAGUAUUUAUUAUUACACGUUGUGAUCGUUCAGGA